CAAUGUAAAGAAAUAGCAGGCAGCUUACUUGUAAUCGCCUACAUCUGUUGUGUUUGCGGCGCUGCAGAAGCUUUUGGAGCGUUAUUCUUAUGAAUUACACAGAAAGCAGGAGGCGUCUCUUUACAUUUAGUUGUAUAAUCUGUGUUGAGAGGACGAUGCCUUUGAGGACCGGACUUUUUCUCCUGAUGGUGCUGAACGCAUCUGCAUAUGAACUGGAUCAAAACGAGUCUUAUUCGCCCAGGAGAGCACGCUUUUCUGCCAAUAGCCCUUCAGAUGUGGCACGCUGUCUCAACAGUGCCCUCCAAGUUGGCUGCGGAGCCUUCGCCUGCCUGGAAAACUCAACUUGUGACACAGAUGGCAUGCAUGACAUCUGCAAGUCCUUCCUAUACAGUGCUGCUAAAUUUGACACUCAGGGUAAAGCAUUUGUGAAGGAGAGCCUUAAGUGCAUUGCCAAUGGCAUCACCUCGAAGGCAUUCCCCACUAUCCGCCGCUGCUCCACCUUCCAAAGAAUGAUAUCUGAAGUCCAAGAGGAGUGUUACAGCAAGCUGGAUAUCUGCACUGUCGCCCGAUCGAAUCCAGAUGCUAUUGGUGAAGUGGCACAGCUACCAAGUCACUUCCCCAAUAGGUUUUAUGGUAAGCUGCUACAGAGCCUGAUGGACUGCGAUGAGGACACGGUGGACCGCGUUAGGACCAGCAUGGUGUCGCGGCUGGGCCCAGAGAUGACCAUGCUUAUUCAGCUGCUGCAGAACAAGCCCUGCCCAUCCACUGCUGUGGCUGCAGCUGCCGCCAUCCCAACUGGAGUGGAGGGCCGUGGGAGCUGGCGCUGGUCCAUGGGUCCCCAUAUGUACAAGAUCCAGCCUAAUCUGCGAAACAGAGACUCUGCCAGUCAUUUUGGCAAAAAGCGCUCUGCCAGUGACAGCUCCUAACUUCCACUCAGAUUCAGAAACUCCACACACUCCUCAAAAUAUCAUGAAAGCUCCUCUAUUCCCUAGGGGUGAUAAAAUACAUUCCUCCGCUAGACUGGAAGUUGCAGAAAUAUGCACCUCUAGGGAAUGCCGGAAAGCCCAUAGAGUCGAUAUCAGAGUUUGAUUGUUGUUAUAUUGUAUAUCCUACACUUUAGGCUUGAGAGAACCCCCCUCCCAUCGACUGUUUUCAAACGUGUCCGCUCACAGUUAGUGUUGAACAUGUGGCUCGUUGCAUCUGUGCAACAUGGUCCUGCUCACUCCUCUUCACCUCCUCCAGCAGAGCUGAAUCCUUAAGAUGUCUUUUGAUGCCAAGCAAAAAAACAAAAAGAAACAAACAAACAAACAAACAAAAAAAGAACAGCCAUAGUGGUUCACGCCUCUAGAGCACAAAUCCCUCUUUUAAAAGACAGCAUUCACAUAAUCCAGACAUUUGUUCAUGAAUAGAAAUCAGGAGUUGGAUUAUUAUUAGUUCAUUGAAAGGAAUGGGAAAUUAUUGAUAGAUGUAUUUAGACCAGUCAAAUUGUGAGCAUGUGGAAAUGAGUGACACAUCUAUUUUCUGACACUAACACAACAGUUAAAUGUACUGUACACUAAGUUAUCUGAGACAGCCAUAGCUAGCCCUCUAAAGGAGAGCGCUCAUACGGAGUGAGGUCUGCAGAGGUUUCAUAACCUUUGAGAGGUUACCUUAAACUGACCAAAAAAACUACAAACUGCCCUGAAUGCUAUUCAUGAAAUACCAAAAUAGUGUAUAGCUAUAGCACUUACAAUUGUUUUUUGUUUUUUUCUUCUGAUGGCAGAUGUAGCCACGGUCACGUGUGUCAAAUCACCAUCCUGCACGUAAGGAUCGUCCAGGUCACGGCCAAGUCUAGCUACCAGAAAAAGUCCAUUUUGCAUAUCUUGUAUCCAGACACUUGUAAUGCACAUGACUGUUGAGCUCUGCAGUGUAUGUGGGACCAUGUUUAGUGGAAUCUGUAUCCAUGUUCUUAAGUGAGCGUGAAGCAGUCGUGUAUGUGCAGUAGCUGAUUAGCGCGUUCACCGAUGAGACUGAGAGCAGCCAUCUUCUUGGACUGAUGAUCAUCAUUCUCUGAGGUGAAUAACGUGACAUACACACUGGCUUCCAGUGUCGAGAUUGAGAGUGAC
Chelmon rostratus (copperband butterflyfish) is the source of this 2105-nucleotide messenger RNA. It is a transcript of the gene stc1, whose product is annotated as stanniocalcin 1. Gene Ontology annotation, cellular component: extracellular region. Gene Ontology annotation, biological process: intracellular calcium ion homeostasis. Gene Ontology annotation, molecular function: hormone activity. The record is from RefSeq and is a predicted model, not a curated record. NCBI's taxonomy places the organism in Eukaryota, Metazoa, Chordata, Actinopteri, Chaetodontiformes, Chaetodontidae. Bases 90 to 926 code for a protein of 278 amino acids. The transcript has 4 exons.